This is a messenger RNA of Stylophora pistillata, 1930 nucleotides long. RefSeq lists its product as uncharacterized. The record is from RefSeq and is a predicted model, not a curated record. Lineage: Eukaryota; Metazoa; Cnidaria; Anthozoa; Scleractinia; Pocilloporidae. Gene Ontology annotation, molecular function: cis-regulatory region sequence-specific DNA binding. Gene Ontology annotation, cellular component: nucleus.
UGUUUGAAAAUAAGCGCGAAAAUAGAUUAAAACUAGGAGAGAAUUUGAACCAAUCACAACUUUUUGUUGUAGUCAUAUGACUAGGUUCCAGUCACGAUUGUUUCUGAAAUCAACAUCGCCGUAAUUUGACAGAGGGUCAGUCCUUACCUUGUCUUCAAAAAUAGCGAGUUAGAUUUAAUAUGGAGGGCAACGAGAAGAAGUCCUAUUGAACAGAAUGUAAUGGCUAGAGUUUUGUUUUGCUGUGCAUGAUGGCUAAGGGUUCAUCUUUUCGACAUCGGGAGAAAAAGAAAUCUUCCUCGUCGACCUAUUUCAAAGAAUCAAAUUUUGAUAAUUCGUCUACAACUUUGAAUGAUGACCUAUCGUCGACACUUGGGAAAACCAGCCAAAUUCUACACAAUCAGUGGCUUUGGGGAUGUUUUAUUUUUACUGUUCUGUUGCUGAUUGGAAUAGUCUCGUUGUGUUUUGAUAGCAAUAGUAAAUUCUUCUCGCGAACUUGGAGUUCCAUCAUGGCGGGCUCAUCUGGAACUUUAAAGCAACAUGCGGAACUUCCGUGUUCCGUUGGGAACGACUUUACCAUCGAUCACCGUUCAAAUCUAACUCUAGUGGAGUUUAUUCGUUGUUAUGACGCAAGAAGACCAGUUGUGAUAACUGAUGUAUUGCAAAACUGGAAAGCAAUGAACUGGACAAAAUCAUUCCUUGUGAGCAGCUAUGGAGACAAAAGAGUGUCAAUGAAAGGCACUGAGGGUCCUCUGAACAAAGCCCAGGGAUUUGCAGUUCCCCUGAAGAAUUUUGCUGAACAUGUACAUGAAGGCCAACCUGAGCUGUGGACUUACUUGGAAGAUGAACUGUUUAUUGAGAUGAAUCCAGAACUGAGAGAAGACCUGGGUCAGCCAGUGUACUUGAAAGAAGACUUCUUCCAGUUGUUACCUAAAGAGAUUCGGCCAUGGAAUGCUAUGCUUCUUUGGGGUACAGCCUACUCAAGGUCAUCUCUUCACAUAGAUCCUUACAACUGGACUGGUACAAAUGCUGUCUUGAGAGGAAAGAAAAUGUGGAAGCUUUUUCCUCCAGGCCAAGAUGACUUAUUAUAUGUCAGAAAUCAGCGAUGUGGGUUUCCUCUGGACUGUUGGAAAUACAACAGCCCAAUAGAUGCUUUUAAACCUGACUACCAACAAUAUCCAAAGUUCCAGAGAGCAAAAGCUAUUUCUUUUACUCAGGAGGCUGGAGAAUUGUUAAUAAUUCCAACUGGCUGGUUUCAUCAGGCAUAUAACCUUGUUGAAACUAUGGCCAUUAGCAGCCAGGUUAUGAAUUCCCAAAAUUACAAAUUAGUGCUAGAGGAGAUUUACAAAGCUGGAGAAAUAGAUGCACGGAAAUUACCGAGAAAUUUCGAGAAUUUAUCUGCGCUAAAACAGGUUGAAGCAGUCGUGAAGACUAUUCCUAAGGACGUAAUGGAAAAAGGGAAGAGAGUAACAGAUAACAUUCUGGAUCAACUAAAAUGGAAAGGGAAGACAAAACAACGCAAUAAAUGAACGCUAUUUGUAAAUUUUUUUUAGGAAAAUGCCCUGCCCUAAGAACAUGGAAAUAAUUGCACGUAAGGCUCACCUCACUGAUGUGUCGCCAAGCCACGCGAAAUCAUGUGAUUGCGCCAAUUACGUGGCGGUCCCUCGGGGUUUCGAGAUGGCUUUGAUAUUGGCCGGUGAAAGUCGGAAAAUCAAACAGUCUUUUGUCGGAACUUUCUGAAAAGCUUAGCAGAUUGCUUUCCGCUUUUUGCAUGUGGUUAUUCUUGGAUCUGCACAUUUUUGAAGAACAAAUUUGUAAAUAGAAAAUUUUUUAGGAUUACUACAAGUAUACGGUGAUAAGCAGGAAAAUCAACGUUAUAAUUAAGGUAACAAAGGGGUCAGAAAUAUUAGAGUAAGCGUAACUGUAUAACUAA